Styela clava is the source of this 2329-nucleotide messenger RNA. Its product is annotated as tRNA-dihydrouridine(16/17) synthase [NAD(P)(+)]-like. The record is from RefSeq and is a predicted model, not a curated record. Gene Ontology annotation, molecular function: flavin adenine dinucleotide binding; tRNA dihydrouridine synthase activity. NCBI's taxonomy places the organism in Eukaryota, Metazoa, Chordata, Ascidiacea, Stolidobranchia, Styelidae. Gene Ontology annotation, biological process: tRNA processing.
UGAUUACAAAAUAAAGAAAUCAGGCACUUGUGAAAUUUCAGGAGCUUGGUCAAAACCUAUUUUACGAUGUAUCUGAUUACUCUAAAACAGAAAAUUAAAUAUAGGCCUAUACACUUUGUAUGAUUGAAUUUACAACAUUUUGGUAAAAUACAAUACCGGUACCGGUACCGUUUGUGACUGAUGGAGACGUAUCAUAUUUCGCAAGUGCCUGAUUAUUCAUUUUUCUCUGUGACAGUUGCCAUAUUUUUUCGCAAUUAUUUUCUUAAAUUAUUUGCGUCAUAACUUACUAUUCUUUGCUUUCUAACGCAAAUUCAUUGUUCCACAACAAUUUGAGCGUAUUUAAUAGAGUAGAGUUAUUGAUUACAUACUAAAAUAGCUAUCCUGGUUCGUCUGAAAGUCGUUAAGUGAGAAAUAUGAAAGAAGAAGAGAUAGCAUCAGAACAUACUGGAUUCAGAUUAUGGAGAGAAUUGGGAAGACCCAAAAUGAUAGUUGCACCCAUGGUGGAUCAAAGUGAACUGGCAUGGAGAAUGCUUUCAAGAAAAUAUGGAGCGCAGCUGUGCUACACUCCUAUGCUACACGCGUCAGUAUUUAUUCGAAAUGAGCAAUACAGAAAAGAUGCAUUGACAUCAUGCAAUGAGGAUAGACCAUUGAUUGUUCAAUUUUGUGCAAACGAUCCAGAAAUUUUACUCAAGGCAAGCGUUUUGGCUCAAGAUCACUGUGAUGCAGUAGAUUUAAAUUUAGGAUGUCCUCAGGCAAUUGCAAGACGUGGUCAUUAUGGAGCAUUUCUGCAAGAUGAUUGGGAUCUUAUAAGCAAAAUGGUAUCACUUUGUCACAAAAACUUAUCGAUACCGAUAACUUGCAAAAUUCGAAUUUUUCCGACAGUUGAAAAGACUGUUCGUUAUGCGAAAAUGUUAGAAAACGCAGGAUGCCAAAUUUUAACAGUUCAUGGCCGAGCAAGAGAACAAAAAGGACCGCGAACUGGAUUGGCUGACUGGAAAUAUGUAAAGGCUAUAAAAAAUGCAAUAAAAAUUCCUGUCUUUUCCAAUGGAAAUAUACAAUAUUUUGACGAUGUAGAGAGAUGUAUAAAAGAAACUGGCGUUGAAGGCGUCAUGGUGGCUGAGGGUAAUUUGCAUAACCCUGCACUUUUUGAUAAUAAAAUUCCAAAUGUUUGUGACAUAUCAUUAGAAUAUUUGGAUUUUGUUGAUAAGUAUCCCCCAUGUCCACUGUCAUAUGCUAGGGGACAUAUUUUCAAAAUUUGUGUUCAUAGUUUGCAAAAGCAUACUGAAAUACGAGACAAACUUGGUAAUAGCAAAAGCAUAUAUGACAUAAGAACAGCUAUUUUGGAACUGCAAGAUAUUUGCAAAGAAAAGUGUCAAAAAGGAGAUUCGUCUAAUGACAUGCUACCUCUUCCGCAUUGGGUAUGCCAGCCUUAUGUGCGGCCAGCAAUUCGGCAUGAAACUGAAAAAGCACAAAAACGAUCUUUCGAGUCAAGUGAUGCCCUAAAAAACGUAACUGAAAUUUCUAAGAAGAAGUUGAAAAAAUUGUUUAAAAAACAUGGACAAUUAGUGAAUGGAAUGACUCCAACACAAGAGCAAAUUGAAAGUGUUUUAAAAAUGGAAAAGGCAAGGACUAAACUAGUUUAUGAGAAAUGUUCAAAAUGUGGGAAUCCUCGUGGUGAACGAUGUGUGUUUUUGUAUUGUAAAUCGUGCUGCAAAAAGAGGACAAAAGAGAUUUCAUUAUCUUGUCCUAGACAUCAGAACAAUAAAACAACUGCAACUGAGUUCAUUCUCCAGAAAGAAUAGAUCUCAAAUUAUGCCACUAUUUUGACAGCGAGUUGAAAUAUUUGCUUGUUUAAUACUUGACCUGCUAUUGACUCAAAUUAUUUUAAUUUAAUCACAGAGGGGUAUUUUGCUAAAUUUACGAGAAUAAAAAUAAAUUGAUAUUUUAGUUUUUAAGAGUAUUUAAUACCAUUCAGUGACGAUCACUGUCACUGACCAGUAAUGUAAUAUAGGUUUUAUAAAUUAAUUUAAACGCUACACAAGGCGCAUUCGUAACUGUUUAUUUUUUGUAGUAAUUUAGUAUUGAACUUUUUAUCCCGUGCAAAAAUAGUUUCGAUAAGGAGUACCAUGCUUAAAUAUAAUGUAACUUAUAACUUUAGCAUGGAGUUUUUUUAGGCCUUUGCGAAAAUAAAAUCAUCUAGUUUUGUUCUAAAUGCAAUGUCAUAUCCUUAGUUUAGUGAUUGUGGCUUGAUGAAUUUUAUUUGAUGCAUUUGACUUCAUGCACUAUUGAGAAAAUUAUUAAAAUGUCAUUAUUUGUGCAUAUUUUCAGA